Messenger RNA from Onthophagus taurus, 1182 nucleotides. NCBI's taxonomy places the organism in Eukaryota, Metazoa, Arthropoda, Insecta, Coleoptera, Scarabaeidae. The record is from RefSeq and is a predicted model, not a curated record.
AUGAAAGCAAUAACUAUCUUUCUCUGGACUUGUAUGUGGACAGAUACAUUGGGAACGAUAAGUGAACGUGAUGAAGAAAUUUAUAUGCUUCUCGAUAAAUAUGGGUAUAUCGAACGAGAAACUAAUGCGAGUCAAAGUGAUUUAAAUGCGGACCAACAAAGCUUAUUGAAUGAAGGUAUAUCUCGGUUUCAAAAAUCAUUUAAUCUUCCAGUGACCGAUAAAAUAGACUUUAGAACCGUAGAUUUACUUGGUAAGCCUAGAUGUGGUAAUGAGGAUUCUUUCGACUUGCUGAAAUCAGAUGCUCAAAACCGAAAAUGGAGUUCAUUAAAUAUUAAAUGGGGCAUAUACCGUGAUCAUCAUCCAAACGGUCUUACCGCGAUUGUGCAAAAAGCGUUUAAUGUUUGGUCUAAACACGUAAAUUUACAUUUUAGGAGAGUAAUAUCAGACGCUAACAUUUUGAUCGCUUUUAAAUCGGGGAAACAUGAACUUAUUAGAAAUGAUAAAGCAUCAUGUUUACGCUUCGCUGGUAUGGGAGGAAUUCUUGCGCACGCCGAUUAUCCUGACAUUAACAAAAACACAGUUGAAAUUCAUUUAGAUAAAGAUGAGAAUUGGGAUUUAACUACUACCACAUUGUCAGGCAAAACUAAUCUACUCCUAGUUCUGGUACAUGAAAUAGGACACGCAUUAGGAUUAGAUCAUAAUAAUGAGUUUGAUUCUAUCAUGUUUCCCAGUUAUGGAUUCCUUCAUAUUGAAAAUUUUACAUUAAGUCAGAAUGACAUUCAUGCGAUACAGAAAAUUUAUGGGAAUUCAACUUACACACAUAAAGUAUCUACUACUACUACGUCAAAACCUACACCCAAAAUUGAAACCACAACGUUAAAAUCUACGUCUAAAAUUGAAACUACAUCCCAUGAAACUAUAGCUCCCUUCACCUUAUCUCACAUCUGUGAUAUUGAUGACAAGUUUUCAGGAUUCUUAAUAUAUAAAAAAAUAAUUUAUAUACUUUAUAAACAAUGGGUUUGGUCAAUUGAUUUAAAAUCUAAAAUGCCAGUUCGUUCUACACCUAUAAACAUAAUUGAUUGGUUAAAACCUUUGAGAGGUGUUUUAGAAGCUACGAAUUAUAAUUAUAAGGUUGAAAUACAAGAUGGGUACCAUCUGAUAUCGCCAAUUCCUUCACUUUAA